AUGAAACUGGAAGACCUGGAGUCCGCCGUGGUCGUCUUGGAGGAGAGAUACGACGCUGCGGUCACUGGUCAAGCAGCACGCGAAGACCUCGCGCUUGAGCUUGAAGCGGUGCAACGGCAGUGCCAAGUGCACACCGAUCGUCUCCAUGAAGCCGAAGCCGCCGCGUCGCGCUGGAAGUCGCAGUACCAACUAGCACUGCCGGAGCUGGCGUGUAGCAACUUGGAGAAGGAGCAGCUGGCUGGAGAGCUCCGGAAGGUGAAAAAGACGGCGGUGCUGCUGCUCAAUCGGCAGUACGUUCAGCUCAAGACCAUGCGCAAAGCCCCGCAUUCCACUCGAUUCCAUGAAGACGAAACCAAGGCGCGCUCGUUCAACAACGUGGACGUCAUCUAA
Messenger RNA from Phytophthora sojae, 390 nucleotides. RefSeq lists its product as hypothetical. The transcript has a single exon. The coding region runs from base 1 to 390 and encodes 129 amino acids. Lineage: Eukaryota; Oomycota; Peronosporomycetes; Peronosporales; Peronosporaceae. The record is from RefSeq and is a predicted model, not a curated record.